AUCCAGCUUUUAGAUUGGUAUUCACUACCUCCGGUGUUUUCCAGACAGAUGGUUUUAUUAAUUGCCACACAGCUCCAGGAACGCCUGGGGACAUGGUACCAAGUCCAUACAGGUAUUUCGUGUGGCAGAAAUUGACACAGGAACCUUAAAGUUAUCAUAAUAGCGACAGUGCUUGAGUAGCACACUGAGAAUAUGUACACACCUUAAUAUUUUGUCUGUUAUAUAUCUCUUUUGCUAUUAAUACCAGGAGAUGGGAUACACUUCAUCCAUACAAAAACAGGAAAAUGUGACAAUGCGAUCCUUAUGACACUUUCCGUUUGCAUUUGACGUCUAAUUAAAGCAACCAAAAACGACAGCAAUUCGGAGCACGUCAUCUGGGCGCGCUCGCCAGCGGAGCUCUUGUUAUUUUCGCGAUGGAAUCAAAUAGGGACGAAGCCGAGCGCUGUAUUGAGAUUGCCGAGACGGCCUUCAGACAUAAACAGGUGGAGAAAGCUGUGCGUUUUCUUGAGAAGGCACAAAGGCUAUUCCCGACAGCUAAAGCACAAGCUUUGAUAGAUGCCGUCACGCAGAAUGGACAGCCAUCAAGCACAAACCACCAGUCCAAGUGCAACGAGUCCACAGGCCCCCGACACAGGAGAGGUGGGGAUGAGGCUAGUUCAGCCAGUGGGGAUAAGGGAGGAGACAGUGGGAAGCCGUACUCGCCAGAUCAGCUGGAAGCUGUCAAAAGGAUAAAGCACUGUAAAAACUACUACGAGAUUCUUGGGCUCAGCAAAGAUGCUACAGAAGAAGAUCUGAAAAAGGCUUAUAGGAAACUGGCGUUAAAGUUUCACCCAGAUAAAAACCAUGCUCCAGGGGCUACAGAUGCAUUUAAAGCUAUCGGGAAUGCAUAUGCAGUGCUGAGUAAUGCAGAGAAGCGAAAGCGGUAUGAUCAGUUUGGUGAGGAGAAAGUUCACACUUCUCGGCAUGGCCACUCGCACUCAGAUUUCCACCGCGGCUUCGAGGCAGACAUCUCGCCAGAGGACCUCUUUAACAUGUUCUUCGGAGGUGGCUUUCCGUCAAGUAAUGUUCAUGUGUACAGUAAUGGGAGAAUGCGCUACACACAUCAACAGAGACCAGAGAGGAGGGAACAACAGAGAGAUGGGGGCCUGGCCCUUUUCGUACAGCUGAUGCCCAUCCUGAUCCUCAUCAUAGUUUCAGUGCUGAGCCAAUUGAUCGUCUCCAGUCCUACCUACAGUCUUAGCCUUAGGCCGUCAAUGGGCCACACUCAUAGGCGACUAACUGAACUCCUGAAGGUGCCUUACUAUGUGUCGGCACAGUUUUCCGAGGAAUACACUGGGAUGAAUCUAAAAAAUGUGGAGCGGAAUGUAGAGGAUGAUUAUAUUUCUAGCCUCAGAAACAACUGCUGGAAGGAAAAGCAACAGAAGGAAGGUUUGCUGUACAGAGCUCGGUAUUUUGGAGAUGGAGAGCUUUACCAAAGGGCACAGAAGAUGGGCACUCCUAGCUGUGCCAGACUCUCAGAAGUCCAGGCUUCAUUGCACGGUUAACGACACCACUGCCACAAAGAUAGGCAUGCCAUUUUACUCAAGCACUGCCCCCCUUCCUGUGGACCAUUGAUUUAUGUAGGACAUUUAAAACUGCUUCGUCAUAGGGCUGUGUGAAGUGGCCAAAAUUAUUGUUAUUUUUAGUUUUGACAAAAUGCAAGUUUUAUCUUUCAAUACUACUGACCUGUAUACAGGUCAAGGAAAAAUAACACAUGUUCACCUUGGGUAAGGUUGUCCAAGAUUAGGUCUAAUUAGUUGUCUCUGGAUUGUCUUUCUUUAAAUUGAGUUAGUGCACAAAGCUAAAAACAUUAUAAAGAGGGGUGUGAGGGGCACACUGGUUUAUCAAUUACAAAAUUAACUUGGUAUUUGUGUUUUUAUCAUUUACUAUGGCCAGCUGAGGAACAAAAUUGCAAUGUCUAUUUUAAAUGUUCUUUUUUAGGUGUAGAAAAAAUGCUUUUUCUUUAAAAGACAAUAGCAUGAACAUUUUUUUUUGUUUAUGUAAACAUAUGUCUCUAGGUUGUUUUUGGGGAGUCAUUGAAGCCUGAUGAACAAUGCUGUUGGACUAUAUUAUAAAUAAAAUAAUCAUUUCUUGUCCGAGCCUUCACCAAAAUUGGACUGUAGAAAAUGUACAAAAGAUCCUUGUCAUAAUACAAGUCCAUGGGACAACACGUUUAGCCCAAAAAAGGCUAGACUGCCCUACCUACCUGUCACACUUCUGUAGCUGAACCAAGAUUUUCAUGAGGACUGUAAUCAUGGAAACACGUGGAAAGCCAAAAGGCUGGGUGCAAGAAGAUAGUUGGAGAUCACACUGUUGUCUUCCAACAGGAGAACAUAAUACGCUUAAGAGGAAUGAAUUGGAAUUAAUUUAUUAUGAUGUAACAACUGUUUUUGAUUGGCAUGUAUCCAUGUCUGAGAAUGGCUUUAGAUUCCCUUCAGUGUAUUCCUGUGCAUUGUGUAUUAAACCAUGAAUUCAGUGUUAGUAAUACAGGAUCAGUACAGAAUGGAGGGUUAAACUGUAGCAUUUGUAGCAUUUUUUUUCUCAGCCAGCCACUGAUUGUGCCAGUCAAUGACAAUUAUUGUUUCAUCUCCAUAGUUUAUAUUUGUAUGUGUGUUGUACUUUUAACUAUGCAGGGACUAGAAUUAAAUUAUUUAGCUUCCUUCUUUCUAAUUUAAUUAAUUGUACCAUGUGAAUUGAAGUACGCCAAUUAGUAUUUAAAAUAAUUGCAUCGGUGAAUAUGCUCUAUUUAUUAAAACUGAAUCAUCUGAAAUCUGUUUUUUUUUGUUGUUGUUUUUUAAAGACAAUUAAAGUGUGUGCUUAUUUUAGCUGACAACUUCAGUUUUGCUUUGUUGUGGAUAUAUCUGGGUGUAUUGAAAUAAUGGACAAUCACAAAUACUUUAAAUUAUACUUCCAUUUGUAAUGUAUAUUUGAACAAAAAAAGCAUAAUCAAAAUGGGGCUUAAGAUGUUUGGUUAUGAAGUGAAUAAUAUACAGGAUGAUUGAUAAUACCUUUGGGGAAUAUAAACAAAGUAUUUUUUUCUUUCUGAAAGUAUAAUACAUAAAAGGCUUAACUACAAAAGAAUGUAGUAAAAAGAUAAGGGAAUUUAAUGUGAAAUACACAUGAUUAUGGGGCACUGUAGAUGUAACUGUCUAUUUCAUUAACAACAGACUUCCAUCUGAAACCUCACUGAUAUUUUAACUGCAGCCAUCUGGAAAUAAAGCAAAACAAAACAGAACCCAAACCUUCAAAGAAAUAGACAUUAAAACACCCUGGUCUCUCCACACCACUAAUGGCAAACAUGCUCCGACUUUAUACCCCAAAGGAGACCCUUUUAAAAAUAAAUGUAACUUUAAGGUACUGGGACAUGUUCAUAUCAGUUUCAUCAGUACCCACUUCAAGUACGGUAGAUGUGUUUAAAGACUUGCUGUUCGAUAUUCUUUAUUUCAUUGAAUACUGACAGAACUGGAGCAAUUUAGUGUUCCCAAAUGGGAUGUACCAACAAAAAAAAGUUUAAGAAUUGACAUGAAAACAAUUGGCAUUAAUAAACUCUUUUAGCUAUCA
This is a messenger RNA of Acipenser ruthenus (sterlet), 3600 nucleotides long. Its product is annotated as dnaJ homolog subfamily B member 12. Gene Ontology annotation, cellular component: endoplasmic reticulum membrane. The record is from RefSeq and is a predicted model, not a curated record. Bases 414 to 1544 code for a protein of 376 amino acids. Lineage: Eukaryota; Metazoa; Chordata; Actinopteri; Acipenseriformes; Acipenseridae. Gene Ontology annotation, biological process: cellular response to misfolded protein. The transcript is spliced from 8 exons. Gene Ontology annotation, molecular function: Hsp70 protein binding.